Messenger RNA from Oreochromis niloticus (Nile tilapia), 5444 nucleotides. It is a transcript of the gene tekt3, whose product is annotated as tektin 3. Gene Ontology annotation, cellular component: microtubule cytoskeleton; nucleus; sperm flagellum. Lineage: Eukaryota; Metazoa; Chordata; Actinopteri; Cichliformes; Cichlidae. Gene Ontology annotation, biological process: cilium movement involved in cell motility; cilium assembly. Bases 3690 to 5150 code for a protein of 486 amino acids. The record is from RefSeq and is a predicted model, not a curated record. The transcript has 8 exons.
GUGUAAGCAAAGCACAGGAAAGCACCUCGUAUCAAUCUUGCCAAUAGAGGAAGGUGUGGUACAACCAGAGGCUUGGAAAAUUGCCAGGUUGACAUCAAAAUAGGCGGGGUUUGAAGAAGUGAAAGCACCAGGGGCCCAGGGAGGGAACAGACAAGGACCUUUUUUUACUAACUAUGUUAGAAAACACAUCUGACCUCCUCCCCUCAUCUAUUCUUAUCCAAUCAACAGAAGGUCAGUGGUGGAAAGGAAAGGACACGACCUUAGGGGAUUGUGUGUGGUGAAAUGGGUGUGUUGCUACAUAUAGCAUGAAAAUAAGAGAACUAUCACCAAGUUUGUUUGUUUGAUAUGUCUCUGUGAAAAGUGAAAAAAGUGCCGCAAUUAUCUGCUCUGGUUGUGAACAGAUUAUAACAAUGCCAUAGCAUCCUAACUUUGCAGGAUAUAGUUACAAAAUGUUUCAGAUGUGCAGGUGGAAAUGAAAUUAUGCAUGCAGGCCAAAUAGUGACAGUUUACAUAUCUUAUGAUUCACAAAGGCUCCUACAAAAAGUGUCAAAUAAGCAGCCAUAGCACCGACAUAUGUUAGCCCCACAUCAUGGAAUUGCUGGGUCUUCUUUAACAUCACAUAGCUGAAAAUGUAACUUGUUGCAUCUGAUAAAAGCUCAGGACUUAAGGUAUCUACAUACAAGCAGAAAAUCCCUCAAAUAUGAUAGAGCCUGAAUGCAGCACAAUACAAAGACGCAAGGACUGAGAUUGAUGCUUGCGACUUAAUUUUUCAAAAACUAAGUUUUAAUCUUUUUUUUUUUAAAUUAGGGUUGCAAAGUAGCUGUCUCUGAUUAACAUAACUAAUUUGAUAGAUUAACUAUGUGUGAAGCUGGUCUGUGUUGUUGUUUUUUUGGCAGUCUGUAUGAUCUGUAGAUUGAAUGUGAGAGGUUGUGGUUGUCCACACUUAAGCAGAAGGAUCAAGUUCUUAUUUUGUAUCUCCAGCUAUUUUGGUAGUCGGGUGUUUGAAGGAGGACACUGGUAUCUGCACAGCUUAUUAAAACCGAUCUCUGAAUUCGGAGCACCGGAGCAUUGUAUGUCUUCCAGUAUUAAUGUUGCAAAAGAAAUAAUAUCAAACUACAUGUCUACAUGUGUGAAGCAGUGAAUGCUGACUGCAGGUUCAGUGUAUUUUUCUACCUGUCCAGUCCAAUUUGACAUUUCCCUGCCACUUUCAUUGCAGCCAAAAUGAGAAAAAUUCAAGGAUUGGACACCUCUGCCAAACCACAGGACAUAAAUUACAAAAAUUAUGACACUAUAAUUUCCCUGCUUGUCAUUUUUUUCCACAGCAAUAUAGGUUGACUGCUAAGUGGCUACUACUGGAUACCACAUAAGAAAAGGAAACUAUUUCUUAAAACUUCAUACUAUGACUCAAUUUAGAAGCUCUGUUUUAUUAAUGGUUUUAUUCCGCUGAAGAUUACAGCCUUCAGUUCUGUAUCACUGUACUUUAAGUGGAGUAGACAGCACGCUUGCUCCCUCAGACAUUUCUACUGUGCAGUAAUUAACAACAUACUCUCAUGGGCCACAUGGCAGGAGUAUAUAUAGGCCCCUCUUACAUUUCCUUCAUGUUCAGAGGCCAGUGGGGAGCUUCACUAGGAAUCACUUUUCCAGGGGACACUUGCAGUUCUAUCCAGGGGAGGGAUUUCAAACGCAGGCGGGCUUUUCGUGCUUUUCUGGGGCGUAUUUAUAGUGGAUGAGGUCAGGGCAGUAGAAGCAUGUGGGAUGGCCUUUUUCAACCUAGCCAUGUUAAGUGAUGCUGCAGGCCGCAGGGGUGGAGCAAUGACGCACCAUUCCAUUCUAAAUCUAAACCUGUAUGUUUAUGACAAUAGUAGCCUGAGCACGGGCUGCAAAACUGUGCACGUGGUGGCCACCAAGACCUUUCCAGCUAUAAAGUGGACAGGUCUUGGAGGAGGUUCCAGGGCAGGACACAUAAACCUGCAAGCCAAUCACAAAUUCUUCAUUAAUGAGCUUGAGAUUUCAUUAUGUGACCUCUAAAGUGGGGUUUGAUGGAUUUGUUUGUUUUUUUACUUAAAGAAAAACCUGUCAAAAAAAAUUUGUUCCCAAAAAACUAAUAUUGAUUAAGCUUGUCAGUACAGUACACUUUAAAUAGCUGAGUACAUAGAUAAAAUUCAGACUGGACCCUACUUGGGGAAUUACACUAAUUUACUUCCAGAUUGUAAGGGUACUAACUUCUUUCAUGUAAUGACGAUAAGCUAACUAAAUGAUUGCUGCUAGAACAGUAUUUAACACUUCAUACAUAAAGGGACAACAAUAUAGGUGUUAUUCUCUACAAACAUGGAGUUAGAAAACAUUCUGUGCUUGAGCCCUACAUUAUGAGUGUGUAAGUGCAAUGUCAGUAAGAUGGAAAGCUGAUCUCACGGAAAGUUGCUGGUAUUAAGUAUUAUCAUACAGCAUGGAGGAUGAGAAAGCUCUCUUUACCUGCCAUAAUCUUUGCCAAGUAAAGUUUUAAAAUUAUUACAACACUAAAUAAUUGGCAGCAGAUUAAAUAACAUAUGGUGGUUGGAAAGACCCCAAAAUAAUCUCAUUCAAAGAUUUUGUUCAGAUCACACUUCUGUGGUUAAGACAGAGCUAAAUAAAUCCUGGUUACACCUUUCCUUGUCCCUGUGGAAACCAGGCUAUCAUCUGUCCAGCCCUACCCCCUCAGAACAGAUUAGUGUAAACGAUCCUCAUUUCCAAUGGUAGGUAACACAACACAGAUUAUUAUUCUGUGCUACAGGGGUUUGUGUGGACUCUUCCUGCGGCAUGAAUCAUUAAACAAGUAACUGUAAUCAAUACAGACAGCUUGGUUCUCAGGGUGACGGUGAGCUAAUGCAUGCAUGCAUGGAGACCAACUGAAGUUGACUGCUUUAAAAACAAAACUCCGAUUGCUUCCCUUCUAUCAAGGAUUUUGAAGACAAAUGGCUUGAUUAAGCUACUGAAAGCAAUCGAUCAUCCGUAAAUAAAUUCUUAAAAAAACUGAUUGGGUUGUAUUUUGAAUAUUUAUCUUAUUUAAUGAAGAAAGAAGAGAAUAGGCAGAAUGUGGAGAGCUGUAAGUUAUCAGUGAAUAAAAAAAAAAAAUCACAGUUCAUGGUGCUGUGGGUUUUUAAUACAGGCAUCUAUUUGUUGUGUUGUUUUCACUGCAUUUUACUUUUCCACUUUAACUGUGUUCCUGAUAAGUUGUGCCUGUAUUGGUUGAAAAGUGGACUGGAACUUUUUAAAGUCACAGGAGGUCAGUAGGAUUUUAUAAUGAAAUCUAAUAAGAAGAAACAUUACAAACAUCAAAGUUAUAUCUGUCCUGUGGACACAUUUUGUAAUACUGAUGCAUUUACUAGUCCAAAGAAAAGCACCUGGUCACUAUUAAUCUGAAAAUCCUUGGCACAGUGUUGCAGUAACCCAUGGCAACUGCUUCUGUGUCAACAGAAAUCUUGAACAAGGCCAGCUGCUGCUGUCCAGGACUGUGCAACACCAUUGGCUGCCUGAAUGAAUGACUUGCUAACUUUUCUAUUAUGCAUGCCGGUUUACCUUUAGUGCGUUCUUGAGCUCAUUCUCAGGUAAACAGAGCUGAGAGGCAGCUUGUCACAAGACACUGUUGAGCAACUGAGAGGCGUUCAUCUUGGACCAGUAGUACCACUUUGAACCCUUGCAGGCUUUGAAAAAUGGAGUUGAUUGGAUCCACUCUGACAGCAACAUAUGCUCGGCCAAAAAGCAGCCACUUUCUCCCUGCCAUCUCCACUAUGGCAUCCAGCUAUCGAAACCCCCAGGCAGCCCUGGCCAUGAAUCCCAGUGCCAGUCUGUGGAGGACAAACAGCUAUUACAAGAGCAACAGCACUAUCCCAUCUCCUUCCAUAAAACGAGAGAAUUUAGAUCUGGUUCGUGCCAAGACGGUGUUGUACCCAUCCAACAGGAGUGCGCUGUCCACCCGCUACACUCCAGAUGACUGGUACAAGUCCAACCACAACAACUACAGGGAAUCCGAGUCUUCCCGGAAAAGCGCAGAGAGACUAAGAAAAGACACCAUCAGGCUGAUGCAGGAUAAAGAGCAACUGACCAGACGAACCCAGGAGAAUACCAGCAAGAACAUAGGAGAAAGGCUCAAUGACAUUGUCUUUUGGAAGUCUGAGCUGAGCCAUGAGAUUGACAACAUGGUGACAGAGAUAGCAGCUCUUAAUGAGGUCAAAAGGAGGCUAGAGAGAGCCUUGGCAGAGACUGAGGGGCCCCUUCAGGUGUCUCAAGAGUGUCUGUACCACAGAGAGAAGCGGAUGUCCAUUGACCUGGUACACGAUGACGUAGAGAAAGACCUCAUAAAGGAGGUAGAAGUUAUAAAGUCAUGUCAAGAAAGGAUGAGGCGACAUCUGGACAGAGCCAUUGCUCAGCUGGCGUCAAACCGAGCAGCUCAACAUGAGUUGGAAAGAGAUGUUAGUGACAAACUGACAGCUCAGAGGAUAGAUCAAAGGUGUCACCAUUUAAGGAACACAUCAGAUGGUAUUGGCUAUUACAGAGGAAUUGACAGACUAGACCCUUCAAUCUCUCUGCCUGACUCGUGGUCCAAGUUUACAGAUGACAACAUCCUGCAUUCCCAAAGCGAGCGAGCUGCCUCCCACAAGCUCAGGGAUGAGAUAGAAAUCCUGCUGAACACCACUUCCAAUGAAAUGUGGAACCAGUUCAACAAUGUCAACGUAGCCUUCACCAACCGCAUAUCAGAAACCGCUGAUGCCAAGAACAGCUUGCAAACACACCUGGCUAAGACUCUACAAGAGAUCUUUCAGACUGAGAUGCUAAUUGAGUCAAUAAAGAAGGCUCUCAGAGAUAAAGAGUCCCCAUUAAAAGUGGCCCAAACGAGGCUUGAGGAGAGGACCCGCAGACCCAACGUAGAGCUCUGCAGGGACAAUCCACACCACAGACUUGUGAGUGAGGUGAGAGAGAUCGAGGACACCAUUCGGAAACUUCAAGAGAGGCUGAUGGAGGCCGAGAACACUCUGCAGACUUUGGUGAAGACCAAAGUAUCCCUGGAACAUGACCUAUCUGUCAAGGCCAAUUCGCUUUUCCUGGACCAAGAGAAGUGCAUGAGCAUGCGCAAGAGCUUUCCUAGCAUGCCCCGUCUGGUGGGCUACACCUAAAACCAAGUCUUAAAAGGAGAACCAUUGGAAGACCCAUAGAGUUAUUGUUUCUGUAGGUUUGGAGUGGUUUAAAUGAACGUGUGGGUGACCUAAAUGUAAACACAAUGACUUUAAAAGCAGAUAUGCAGCAGUUUAUAAAAAGAAAUAAGAAAAAGAAUCAUAUGCAAUGGCAAAAACUUGAUAUCUACAGUUAAACACAAUUACACAUAUGUUAUGCUACUAAUGUACUAAAUGGUGGAAACUUGUGUUCACACUUGCAACCUAUAUAUUAAAACCUUUAACAGAACUAUUGAC